UAUAAAAAGUGUGAAAAUGUUGCAGAUAAUUUAUUUUGAAUUGUCAGCAUAAGUUUAGAGUGCCGUGUAUUUUUAUAAAAAUGUUUUAUUGCAAUCAUUAUAUUAUUAUUAUCUGACGAGAUUUCAUUGUAUUUAACACUAUCUUUUCAUCAAUUGCCUUAAUAUUAUCAAUAUGUCUUUUAAAUCGAUAAUAAACAGCAAAUUAUCUAAGAGACUAUUGAACAGUCAAAUUGUAAAAUUUUUUGGAACUACUGCUAACUCGACUGAACCAGUACUGACAGUGAAACAAGGAAAGCUAAAGGGCGCAGUAGAAAAGAUUUACAAUGGUGACCAGUAUUUUAGUUUUAAAGGCAUACCAUACGCCACACCGCCAAUUGGAAAAUUAAGAUUUUCGGCACCUCAAGCACCACAAUCAUGCCAAGGUACACUAGACGCUACAGAACAUGGUCCCGUGUGCCCCCAAUAUGACAUAAAUAUGAGACAAUAUACAGAAGGAGACGAAAACUGUCUAUUUCUAAAUGUCUACACAAAGUCCCUACAAUCAAAUUCUAAAUUGCCAGUCAUGGUUUACAUACAUGGCGGAGGUUAUGUUUCAGGGUCUGGAGAUUCAAAUUUCCUAGGCCCGCAAUAUUUCCUACAACACGAUAUUGUGUUAAUCACAUUUAACUACAGACUUGAAGUACUAGGUUUCUUGUGUUUGGACACUCCUGAAGUCCCUGGAAACGCAGGUUUGAAAGAUCAAUUAGCGGCUUUAAGAUGGGUGAAGGAUAAUAUUCGACAUUUUGGAGGCGAUCCUGACAAUAUCACUUUAUUUGGAGAAAGCGCUGGUGGUUCUUCAGUGUUAUAUCAUUUGCAGAAUCCAAGAACAGAAGGUUUAUUUCAUAAGGCAAUUGCGCAAAGUGGAGUGCAUUUGUCGGAUUGGGCGCAAGGUACAGAUGGCAGAAGCAGAGCGUUUAAAGUAGGAAAGACUUUAGGAAAAGAUACGAAUGACACAUCAGAACUGCUUGAAUUCCUCCGUGGGGUUCCAGCUAUUAAACUCACUAAAAUGACAACAAAUGUAUUGAUGAAUGACGAAAAACAUAGAGGGUUGCCACUUCAUUUCGUACCUGUAGUAGAAAAGAAAUUUGAAAACGUAGAACCGUUCAUCACUGAGAAUCCAUUGAGUUCUGUUGUGCACGGCAAAUUACGAAAUUUACCAUUAAUAGUUGGUUACAAUUCUUCUGAAGGUAUUGUCGUACUUGGAGAUCAAAUAAAAAAGAAAGAAUUUUACAACAAGAACCCUCAUUACUAUUUACCAAGGGAAGUCGCCAGACGUCUGUCAGAGGAGAAACUCAAAGAAUUUGGCGACAAAGUGAAGAAAUUCUAUUUUGGAAAUGAAGACAUUGGUCCAGAAAACCUUCAAAGUUUAGUCAAUGUUAAUUCUGACGUUUUGUUUGUGUACAAUAUUCACAGGUUUCUUAACUUAUAUUCUCAGCUUAAUAAAGACGUAUUCAUGUACGUAUUUGAUACUGUCACAGAGUUGAACAUAGUGAAGCAAAUGUCUGGUUUUCCUCAUGCUAAAGGAAUGUGUCACGCUGAUGAUUUGUUCUAUUUUUUCCAUUCUAUUAUGACCAGCGACUAUUAUGAAGAGCAGGAAAGAUUGAGAGAUAUUGUUUUCAAGGUGACAAAGUUGUGGGUGGACUUUGCUAAAAAUAGUAAUCCAACACCCGAGGGUUCGAGCGUCACUUGGCCGAGAUACACUCCUGUUAAAAGGGACUUCUUAGUUAUCAAUGAGACUUUCAGAACUGACCAGUUCCCUCACAAGGACAGAGUUGAUUUCUGGGACAAACUUUACGAGGAAGCUGGACUACCUAAUAAGAUUAAUGUUAAGAGUAACUUGUAGAUAGCCUAUGACUUCUGUCUGUUCGUAUUUGUGGGACAUAAUUGCGUACGAUACAAUUGUUGGUCAUUUCACAUCUUUAGCAAAAGACCGUUUUAAAAUGAUAAAAAAAAACAUUUUUGCGUUACUUUUUUCUGUUUGUCAUCAACUGAAAUAUGGUCAAACAUUUUCGUUUCACCCUGUAUAAACGGUGAUAAAAUAUUAAUUACUCGAUCUAAAUCCUUUGAUAUCAAUAAAAUUGUUUUACAGCUUUCAAUUACUAAUACCAGAAAUAGAGACGAAAUGUCAUUUAAUUUGUUUGAAAACUAU
This is a messenger RNA of Hyposmocoma kahamanoa, 2188 nucleotides long. RefSeq names its product esterase B1-like. The record is from RefSeq and is a predicted model, not a curated record. The coding region runs from base 173 to 1882 and encodes 569 amino acids. The transcript has 4 exons. Lineage: Eukaryota; Metazoa; Arthropoda; Insecta; Lepidoptera; Cosmopterigidae.